CAGCAGCAGCAGCAGCGGCUUACACAGAAAAAAACGAUAGUAUGACGUAACAGGAAAGGCUCAAUGUUUCUUCGGCGAUCGAAAUCCUGACGAUCGUCGCAGUCGUCAUUCAACGCUCAACGUUUACUCUCGAUAGUACAACGCUGUACUAUAUGCGCAGCUCACAGAGACAAUUCGAUCAUGUCGUUCCGUAAUAUUCUGCGAAGGUGCAUCGAGAAGACGCGCCGCAUGAUCGUUCACGCGCUCAAGAGAUGAAUCGCCGCCGUGUGGAUCGUAAUCGCGAAUCGUCGCGAACGCGGAUUAUCGGCGCGCCCGUCAAAGGAUGUCGGAGCUGAUUCAUCGCUUCGGUACCUCGGGCACGGGUUGAUCGAAAAGGGGGAUUUCGGAGAAACUGGAGUCGAAGGCAAUCGAGGGCGGACUUCUGCGCGGCCAUGACCAAGUACGGCUUCGCCAGGCUGGCUCUAUGGCGACCGAGACGCUCCAUGACCUCGCAACCGUCGAACAACCAGGAAAACAAUCCUCUAAUGUUGACCCACGCCACUGUCAUCACCUUUUUUGUUUUCGCCGUGCGCAUUUCUUUAGCACAUUUUUAUCCGUCCUGCCAAUCAGCGCUUCGUGUUCCUGGCUUUAUAUGUGCUCGACGUUGGAAAAAGGCGAGCUCGAAAGCUCGUGCGAGAGUACGAAGAAAGAAGAUACAUGUAUAUAUUAAUACACAUGUGCGAAGUAUACGUUAAAUAAUUUAUCGUAAUAUUUAAGGAUCUCUCUCUCUUGGCAGUAUUUGGCAGAAAACGAGCCACUAAGAAUUUAUCGGAAGCAACCUGUUUUCUUUCGCAAAAGAAUAGAAGCCAAUCCACACAGAAUGAAAUUAUUAUUAACCUCAAUUUCGUUUUCCUUUGCGUUGUUCAUGGCCAGUUUCAUCAGUAUCGGCUAACUUCCGUAAUUUAAUAAUCGUAAUUUAACUUAUCGCUUGUAUUCUCCUAUUUACUUCGACUUUUAGAAGGAGAGAAACAAUCAAUGAAACUGAGGUCAGAUUUAAAUCGUCAACGACAAACUCAACUUUUAUCUAAUAAUAGAACUCUUACAGUUACGAUGUUCAUAAAAUUAAAUAAAUCAAAUUAAA
Pogonomyrmex barbatus (red harvester ant) is the source of this 1120-nucleotide messenger RNA. RefSeq names its product hyperpolarization activated cyclic nucleotide gated potassium channel Ih (gene Ih). Lineage: Eukaryota; Metazoa; Arthropoda; Insecta; Hymenoptera; Formicidae. Gene Ontology annotation, biological process: regulation of membrane depolarization; potassium ion transmembrane transport; sodium ion transmembrane transport. Gene Ontology annotation, cellular component: membrane; HCN channel complex. The record is from RefSeq and is a predicted model, not a curated record. Gene Ontology annotation, molecular function: voltage-gated potassium channel activity.